UUAAAAAAGGGUUAGGUCAAGUGAAAUUGUCGAGAAAUGUUUGUUUUCCCUAUUUCCCUUGGAAACUAGACUCUUUUGGUCGUUGUCUAGCGUCUACUUUACGCAAUAGUUAUUUCCUUUAUAAACAUUAGUCAACAUAGCAGCCAAUUCCCCUCAUCUUCUUUGAAUCUUCCUGGACGGAGCCUCAUGCUUGAUGCUCAAACUUGAUGGUGUUUUUAGUUUCUGAUAAAUAGAAGCAAAGGGAACUGUCUCAAACACCAGCUUGAGAUAUCUUCCUCUUCCACCUUCUCCUUAUGUCGUCGUUACCAUCAUCAUCAUCAUCUUCUUCUUCUCGACAGAAAUAUGAUGUUUUCUUGAGUUUUAGAGGUGAAGAUACCCGCAAAAACUUCACUGAUCAUCUAUAUGCUGCUUUAAAAAAGAAUGGAAUCGAGACUUUCAAGGAUGAUCCAAGGCUUGAGGCCGGAGAAGAAAUCGCACCAGAACUCUUGAAAGCAAUUCGAGAAUCAUGGAGUUCACUAAUCGUUUUCUCAAAAACGUAUGCUUUUUCAAGUUGGUGCUUGGACGAGCUUGCUGAGAUUGUUGAACAGAGAGAAAAGAGGGGGCAUAAAAUUUUCCCAAUUUUUUAUGAUGUGGAUCCAUCUGAUUUGAGAAAACAAACAGGAAGAGUUGCUGAAGCCUUUUCCAAACAUGAAGAGAGAUACAAGGGAACUAAAGACAAGAUCCAAAGAUGGCGAACUGCUUUAACUGAAGUGGCUAAUAUCAAAGGAUGGCAUUUAAAUAACAGACAUGAAUCAGAAUUUAUUGGAGAUAUUGUUAAAAAGAUAUCAGCAAAAUUAUGUCAAACAUAUCCGAUUGGCCAUGAUGAGUUUAUUGGAAUUAAUUCACGGUUGGAAAAGUUGCAUUUGAAAAUAGACAUUGGUGAAGAUGAUGUCCGCAUUAUUGGAAUUUGUGGUAUGGGCGGCAUUGGUAAAACUACUUUUGCAAAAGUUGUUUAUUCUCAAAUGUCACCUCAUUUUGAAGGUAAAAGCUUUCUUGCUGAUGUUCGAGAAGUUUCAGAGAAAUGUGGACUUGUUUCUUUGCAGAAACAACUUCUUUCUCAGAUAUUGCCAGAAGAAGGUUUUAAUCUAUUCAAUGUUCAUGAAGGGAAUGCCAUGAUUAGUCGCAGGCUAUCUCACAAGAAGGUUCUUGUUGUUAUUGAUGAUGUUGAUAACUUUCAACACUUAAAAUGCUUGGUUGGGAGGCGAGAUUGGUUUGGUUUAGGGAGCAGAAUCAUUGUAACAACAAGAGAUGAACAUUUGCUCCAAUCCUAUGGAAUGGAUGAUGUGUAUAAGCCUCCAACAUUGGAUGAUGAUGAAGCACUUCAUCUUCUCAAUUUGAAAGCUUUCAAGAGUGAUACAGUGCCAGAGAAUGAUUUCAUUGAGCUUUCUAAACAAGUUGUAGCAUACGCUGGUGGUCUUCCCCUAGCUCUUGAAGUUAUCGGUUGUUUUUUGUGCGGUAGAGAUGCAGCUCAAUGGAGAAGUGCAAUUGAAAGACUUCAAAGAGAUUUUGACAAGGAAAUUCAUGACAGACUUCUAAUAAGCUUUGAUGGAUUAGAAGAAACAGAGAAGAACAUUUUUCUAGAUAUUGCAUGCUUCUUUAAAGGGGGUGAGAAAGAUUUUGUAACUAACAUACUAGAUGGUUGUGGUUUCUUCGCAGAAAUUGGAAUAAAUCGUCUCAUUGAGAAGUCUCUCAUAAAAGUUUGGGGCAAAUUUUUGUGGAUGCAUGAUUUGCUACAAGAGAUGGGAAGAAAAAUUGUUCGACAAAAAUCACUUGAUGAACCUGGAAAACGUUGUAGAUUGUGGGAGGAAAAUGAUGUUUAUCAUGUUUUAACAAAAAAUACGGCUACCGACGCAAUUGAGGGCAUGAUCAUCGACAAUAAAGGGGAACAGAACAACAUGUUCACUUUGAAUGCUGAUGCCUUCUUGAAUAUGAAAAAAUUAAGAUUGCUCAAAGUCUUUUAUCUCCCAGUUACUCGAGAUCUCAAAUAUCUUUCAAAUGAGUUACGGCUUUUAGAUUGGAGUGGAUAUCCUUUCAGAUCAUUGCCAUCAAGCUUCCAACCAGACAACCUUGUUGCACUUCUCCUACCUUAUAGCCACAUUGAACAACUAUGGAAGGGAGACAGAACUUUACCUAAAUUGAAAUUAGUCAACCUCCAAGGCUCCAAAAACCUGAUCAAAACGCUAGACUUCACAAGGGCUCGAUAUCUCGAAAGUUUGAUUUUGGAAGGUUGUUCCAGAAUAGUAGAACUUCCCUCUUCAAUUGGACAUCUCAGCAAUCUUGUUUUGUUAAAUCUGAAAGAUUGCAGUAACCUCGUGAAUCUCCCAAGCAGCAUAAAUGGGUUGAAAUGUCUUAAAACUCUUAAUCUCUCUGGCUGUUCUAAAGUUGAAACUUUACCAGAGAAUUUGCAGCAUGUAGAAUUUUUGGAGGAGCUUGAUUUAAGUAAAACUGCCAUAAGAAAACCUCCAUCCUUCAUUUUUCAAUUUAAAAGUCUGAAAGUUCUUUCUUUCAAUGGAUGCAAGGGACCGCCAUCAAAAGGACGACUGAAUUUGCCUUCUCUUUUCAAUGUAUUGCAAAGAAGAAGCUCGGAUUCCAUGGCUCUGAUGUUGCCUUCUUUGUCAGGUUUGAGUUCUAUAAAAUACCUGAAUCUAAGUGACUGCAAUCUUGGGGAAGGAGCUAUUCCUAGUGAUAUUGGGUGCUUAUCCUCUUUGGAGUCACUUGAUCUUAGUGGUAACCAUUUCGUCUACCUACCUGCAACUCUUAAUCGACUUUCCAAGCUUGAUCGUCUUAAAUUGUCAGAUUGCCGGGAGCUUAAAUCUUUGCCUGAGCUUCUUCUAACAGAUAAAUAUCCAACAGGAGAACCGAAUUUAACAAUUUGGGGAUAUAUUGCUGGUUUUAACUGCUACAAAUUGGCUAAGAAAAACAAUACUUUAACAAUGCUAAAAAAUCACCUUAAGGUAUCUAAUAAAGCAGGACGAUUAUUCGAUAUUUUUAUACCUGGAAGUGAAAUCCCAGAAUGGUUCUGCCAUCGGAGGGAUGAAUCUUCAAUAAAGAUACCAGUGCCUCUUAAUAUUGGACAUGAUAAUCAGUUGAUGGGAGUUGCUUUCUGCUGCGUUUUUGUCUUUGCCUCCACCGAUGAUUAUGAUCGUUGGAAGAGAAUCUCCUGUAAAGCUGUUAACCAUGGUAGAAAUAUUCGAGAUUUGGAUGAUAUUUUCUAUAGUUUUGAUAGAGAAGACAGGUUGCCUUUGGACAUGGAGCACCUUUGGCUACGUUAUUAUUCUCGUGACAUGAUAUUUCCGUUCUUGAGUUCGUCUAGCACAGAUUGGGCAAAUCAAGAAUGCAAUGAAAUUGAGUUCUCAACCAGAGCCACUCCAGGGCAAGUGAAGAAGUGUGGUGUUCAAAUAAUGUAUGAGAAAGAUUUGGAAGUGAUGGAAGAACUACAAGAGCAACACAACAGUCCAACAAAUUCUGCAGAUCUUAACGAUAUCCAUUAAAACGUUGGUGGUGAUGAAGGGUCAGCAGGGAACGGUGGUGUCCUUGUAAAACGAAAACGUAAAAUCUACGAGGAGGAAGGAGGACCAAUUGAUGAGAGUGACAGCCUUGAAGAAAGACCACACCCAAAACGUCUGGAAAAAAUUUUAAACUUUAUGGUGGGGAAGAAACUUUCUGGUAAACUUCUAAAUACUAAUCAUUGGACUUGAAUGAAUCCUUUCAUUUAUUUACAUGCUAAUCAAUAAAAUAAGAGGAUUUCACUAUUUUUUAUAAUUUCUUAUAAAUCUAAUUUGCAUUAUUUCUAUUUGUUUUUUUUUUUAGAUUGAAAGAUAAUAAUCAUCAACUGAAAUAAAAUAAUAGGGACAAACUCCAUAAAAAGGCAAGGAAGAUGAGAAAGUGAAAUCCUUUGAUGUCGCUUGGAGCAUAAUCAUCUUAUCUUUGCUUUAAAGAGUGUUUUACUUUGAUUUAGGGAAAGAAGAUUGCAUCCUGUUUUUUGAUUUGGUAUCUUGAAAAAUGAGAUCAUAUGUAAUUUUUUUUCCCAAGGAUUAUAUAGAAAUUUCAUUUCCCAAAAAUAAAAUAGUCAAGGGAAUUAUAAAUUGUGCUGCCUACUAAUAAAGAAAACAUGAUAUAAAGUAUAACAAAGGUAUAAAUUAAUAAACACAAUAACAAAUAUUAAAAUAUUGUUUAAAUAUAAGCGAACUAGGUCUAGGAUUUCUAUUCAAGCUUAAACAAUUUAUUCUUUAAAUUUUUUUUACAAAGGAUGUUGUAGCUUAGAGAUAAAAGGAGUUAUAAAUGUCGAAAUUUAAAAUCUAAAUUUGCCAGAUAUCAUCUUUUAAAAGUAAUUAGUUAAUUGAAUAAAUUAAGUUAAACUUUAAGUUCUUAUUCCUAUCCUCCUGGUAAGCAGCUUACCAGGAUGAACCAAGUUUCACAAUCGGCUAUUAAAGUCUAGUAAAUCUUAUUGAAACUUCUUAUUGAUGGCAAUUAUUUCACCCAUUGAGCAACGUAGAAGUUGGAUUAAGAUUAGAUAGUGACAGAAUUCAUGAACUGUUCAUUUGCCAAGGCCUGCAAUGUUUCAGGUAAAAGCAAGUGUCAAUGUCCAUAAUUCCUCCUUUAGCUCCACUAUACUUUGUUACCUUCCCAUCAUGCCUGUUCCCACCCCCACUUAGAAUUGCAAUUGGCCUUCCCCAUCCAAAGUCAAUGCUAUAAUAAUCAAACCAAGUUGAACCACCCAAGACCAGAAGAUUGUUUAUACUCCUUGCUAGGCUUCCUGUCACUAGAACAGGAAUUUCCUUUCAUAAUUUUGAGAAAUUCGUCAUCUUUUCCUCAGACUGUGAAGCAAUAAACUUGUUCAUUUGCCAUGCUACAUUGCCUAGCCCAUGUUCUUGUAGCUCCAUGAUUUUCAUGGUUAUAAGUCCACCUCGCAUCAUAUUUCGAGUAUAUUGUUCAGGCAGCUGGUGCAAUCUUGAUUUUGCACCAACUGCUAGGAAGAAAUUAGUCUCUUCUUCCGGAUCAAGAUUUCUGAUGCGCACAACAGCUUGCCAGAUAUGAGACAAGAGUGCUUGAAGAGAGGAGAUUUUGUCUGUUCCAUGUUCAGCGUUGGCCUUUGCAUUGAGAUGUGCUAUGUUUUCCCUAGUGAAAUGAAAAAGCCUGACUUGCAAUGGUGGAGGAAUGAAUUCAUGGAUUUGUGUGAGACAAGAGUUCGGAAUACCAACAGGGCCCUCAAUACCAUGUGGAAACCAACGUCAAAGAGAUGGGGGCCUGGACAAUUCUAUGGAACCUUGGAAAAUUUCUGCCCAGGAAUUGAUAAAAUGCACAAAUGAUGUGCCAUCAGCCACAACAUGAUUGUAAGUGCAGCUAAUGAAGAGCCCUCUGAAAGCUCAGUCACUUGUACUGCAAGUAAGGGAUUGUAAGUAGCCUCAUAAUUUUUUACUUCAUUUAACUGAAAAAAUGAGCGAAUAAAGGAAGGAACAACCAUAGGGCCAAUGAUAUCAGAAAUAUCUCAUUAGUUGCAGCAUGAACAAGCAAGACACCAGCAUUGUUGCAGUCAAUGAAAAACGAAGAGGUUUCAUUGUAAACUUCAAUGGAUGCGAGGCAGCCAACGAGGGGGAAGAAGUAGUUUAAUUAGAGUUCGUGAAGGGGUGUUUUUCAAUUGGUGGACUAAGGUUUCACCUAACUUUUGAUCUUGCUGGAGUUGUGGCCUGUAGUAGAGAAGUCCCUUCGGGGCAUAGUCCAUGGCAAGGAACAUGAGAUCCCACGAAGCUAACUCGAUUCUUUCAAAUUCUGUCUUGGGGUUGGCAGCUUGAACAAUGCUAGUGGAUAUGAAUCGAAUAUCUCCCAUGUCUCUCUAUAUUUUGUUAAGUUUUCCGGUUCUUAGAAAUUGAAGCUUCUAUUUAUAACCAACAAUCGCAUAAUUUAUUAGUAAAGUAAUAAACUCUUAAUUUAAAUAAUCAUAGAUAAAAUCCUAAACCUCAAAUAUAUAUAUAAAAAAAGGAGCUUCCUAUUUAUAAUCAAGUUCAACCACAACAACCAUUAAAAAUGUGCAUUUAAUUGAAGAUAAGUUGUACACAGGUAGCAUUUGGAUAUUUGAUUUGAUGGUAAAAUGCAUGUAUUUCCAAAUAAAGUUAUGGUCAAUUUCCUUUGCGUCAAUAAAAAAAUUUUCUAUCCAAGAACAUGGAUGGCCUAAUUUUCCUAAAGCAGCCAAUUAUAAACUUUCAAUACUCAAGGCUAUGAAGAUAAGAUGAAGGGAGCCAUUAAUACGGGUACUUUAAAAAAAGCUCAGUUCAAUCUCAAUUUUUUUUUUAAAUAAU
Molecule: messenger RNA, 6335 nt
Organism: Durio zibethinus
Lineage: Eukaryota; Viridiplantae; Streptophyta; Magnoliopsida; Malvales; Malvaceae
Product: TMV resistance protein N-like
Biological process (GO): signal transduction; defense response
Molecular function (GO): ADP binding; protein binding
Source: RefSeq, a predicted model, not a curated record